Molecule: messenger RNA, 1707 nt
Organism: Xenia sp. Carnegie-2017
Lineage: Eukaryota; Metazoa; Cnidaria; Anthozoa; Malacalcyonacea; Xeniidae
Product: centromere protein L-like
Exons: 2
Coding region: 121-1116 (331 amino acids)
Source: RefSeq, a predicted model, not a curated record
AGAGCUUUAGGGUUGGUCUGCGGUAUGAUUUAAGUCAGGAAGUACUUAGUGAGCACAACUUGUAGCGGCGGGCGGUUAAAUAAUCAAAAUUCAAAAUUUAUUUUCAAAUUAUGAGUAAACAUGGCUGCCUUGACGCAGGUGAAUGUUGAUAGUUUCUGUUCAAAAUCCAACAGCAUUAAUGUUCGUCAGUCGAAGAUUCCUUCGAACAAGAGACGGCGCACUCCUUAUGCGACACCGUUACCUAAUUUAUUUGACAGAAAUAGCCCAAGCUCCACUCACAAAGCUUCGAAACGACGUCGUCAACGGCUGCAAGGGGAAGAAGCAGAAGUUUCGAAACACGAUACUGUUGCGUCGAAGGUUGUCAGUAAAACAUGGCGAGUUUAUCGUAUCUCACCUUUGUAUUCUUUUCAAGCAGAUUUAAAAACUUUAAAAUUGUACGAACGACAUCUCAAUGGCUUUCUCAGCUUCGACACUUGCUCGGCAAAAGAAAUGGAGUCUACUGCAAAAAGGAAAGUUAUUAUUUCGCGAUUGCAAGGUGAUAACGACGUAGACUUCGGCGUAGAAAUAAAAAUAUCAAACAGCCGCCACAAGAACGCUUUCACCAAAGAAGAACUCGUCGCUAUUUUUUUUUGUGCUGGAGGAAAGUUACACGACAUGGAAAACAUCGAUGUUUUGAAUGAAAAUUUCACAUCAUUGCCGAUAUGUUUGAUCAAAAGUAAUGUUUUGCUUAAGAAAACCUUUCUUUCCUGGCUUGAAGAACAAUUUGGCUGCCGGGCUUCUCCGUUACUUUUUUCUCCGACCGACCUUGCCUGGUUGGUUACCCUUUGUGCUGGCAUAGGCGAACCAACAAAGUCGGUGGAUCUUACAUACAGCGUGCCAGCAUUUAUAACCGAACUUAACACCAUUCUAGUUAAAAUGGACGGUAGUGACGCCAGGAAAAUUUGGAACCUUAUUCAUAAUCACAAACAGAAGUAUUUCACAAGUGAGGAAGCAACGAAAAUGCUUAAGGCAAUUGAAACACACUUUUAUCACCAUUUCAAGAUUCAUUUGAAUCAAAUGCAUUUUAACCACCGUGGCUUCAUCAGUCACCCCAUUCGUCUUGUGAGACGUGGCUAAAAGCCGGUAAAGUACGGGUACAAAACGUCGGCUGGUAGUCGUGGAAGAUACGUACGUUGUACUUUGGUCGAUUAACUUAUGUUAUUGUGUCAUUGGUAAUAUCGAUAAUAUUUUCUGAUUUGUGAUUUUCUUGCUGGUAAUUUUAAAAGAUGCCAAGGACAAAUAAAAGGUUUAAAGCAACUGUAGCUGUCACAUAUCAUGAUGAGGAUGGCCAUGUUGAGAGAGAGGAGGUGGAUUUGUCAGAAUUAGUUACUGAGGAUCAUAGAGGAAGCUGUUCUAUUAACAGUCCUGAUAAUUGUGGUGCAUUGGAAGGCCAUGAACUGGGAAUGGAACAAGAUAACAGUGAUCUUGAAAGUCAUGUUCACCAUGAUUGUGAAGAAUCAGCUUCUUAUUACCAGAAAGUUGAAAGAAAACAAAAAGCAUGGGAAAAUUUGCGACAUUCAGUUAUAAAGAAUACAUUUCAGUUUUCUGGCAAAAAUUGGAGCAAUCUGAAGUGUAUUCAUUGUGAUAAUGAAGCAAAGUUUAGGUGCAGCGAUUGUGGUCCAAUGGCAAAGUAUUGUGAGAACUGUAUGUUAAAGAUGCACACAACCG